Penicillium arizonense is the source of this 246-nucleotide messenger RNA. RefSeq lists its product as uncharacterized. NCBI's taxonomy places the organism in Eukaryota, Fungi, Ascomycota, Eurotiomycetes, Eurotiales, Aspergillaceae. Gene Ontology annotation, biological process: alkaloid metabolic process. The record is from RefSeq and is a predicted model, not a curated record. The transcript has 2 exons. Gene Ontology annotation, molecular function: transferase activity, transferring alkyl or aryl (other than methyl) groups. Bases 1 to 246 code for a protein of 81 amino acids.
AUGACACACUACUUUGGCAUCGCGCCCAACUCAACCCUGCCUGAUGUGAAACUGUACAUCCCUGGCAUUCGUUAUGCAAAGACGGACGGGGCUAUGGCUUCGGGCUUGGGCCAGUACCUACGUCUCAAGCAGCGAGACCAGUACCAUGAUGGCUUCGCUACACGUAUUUGGCGUUUGCUUUUCAACGUGACGGAUCGCUCGCCAUCACUUCCUACAUCAACCCGGGUAUCUAUCAUGCCGACAUAA